CUGAAGACAGGGAGACAAUUUUGUUAAGAACCAAAGUUACAAGUUCUGUCCGAAAAUCACAGCAUCCAAAAUACGUGCCCACUGACUGUGACACGCACCUCUUUUGUUUUUUACCUUCACAAAAAUACAAUACACUAUCGACGAAAUUACUAUUUUAUAAAAAUAAUCGCCGCAUCAGUAAAACUUUACUGGUUUGGGUUUAACGAAUUUUUUUAGAUGAUUAGCAAACUAAUGAAUGAUUUAAGGUAGUGUGACAAUUUCUCUUUUUUUGCGGCCAUUUAACGAAACAAAACAAAAACACUUCACUCCGAAGAAUCAAAACUGAAUAACAAAAAGGAAAAAAAUGACAUGAGAGACGAUAGUUUUCGUUUCCAUGAUUAUGAUGCACAAAGGAAAAGAGUUUCUUUUAGAUUGAAUUAAGAAAAGCAAAAAGGAAAAGUUAUAGCCACUCUAUAAGAAAUGAAAAGUAAAGAAGAGGAAGAAGAUGGAGGAGGAGGAGAGGAAGAAGAAGGAGAAGGGCAAAAAGGGAAGGGAUUUAUUGAAAAGCUAACGAGAAGAGCUGUUUUUGUAGGCCAUAGAAGUGUCUUUCGCGGACCUUCCACCCCGGCGCACAUUAGCUUCAACCCUAAUAACGCUUCUUCUUCCAAUUUCUCAUCUUCCUCUAGAAAGCUCGCAGCUUCUCUCUGGGAAUUUUAUCAGUAUUACGACGGCCGCCACGAGAUCCCUCCUGCUGCUAAAAUGCACCGAGCUCCUUACGGUUCUGGUGAUCCUAGUAACCGCCGUCUCCGUCACGGCCAUGGAAAGGCGUCGAUUAGAGACAAUGGUCUUGAUCUCACUGAUGACCAGGCUGAGAUUCUAUCUAAAAUUGUGAUCUUUACGUUCAAUACUUGCUUCUCUUACUACCUUACUCGUGCAUCACUGCUCUUGAAAAUGCCUUUUGUUCAUUUCGAGUUCAGUAGAAAAUUCCUUUUAUCUGGUCUUGAUUCCUGUAUUGUGUCCCAGCCAGAGAGUGCGGGAAGCAUAAGGAAACAGAUCGGUCAAAUGCUUAUGAAGCAUCAUCAACUAUCUCCUGCAAGCUACGAUAGCUCCCGCGAGGUGGCUCCAUAUAAUGCAGCAGUAACUCCGGGAAGAAGACGAGCUGGUGAGCCCAACUACAAUCUCAAGACAUCAACGGAACUUCUCAAAGUACUGAACCGGAUCUGGACCCUCGAGGAGCAGCAUUCCUCUAAUAUCUCCUUGAUAAAAUCUCUAAAAACCGAGCUUGCUCAUUCACGCGACCGGAUCAAAGAGCUUCUCAGAUACCAGCAAGCCGAUAGACGCGAUAUGGAUGAUUUAGUGAAGCAACUCGCGGAAGAAAAGCUCUCCAAGGACACGAAAGAAGGCGAUCGGUUAAGCUCUGCGGCGGUUCAGUCGCUUGAAGAUGAGCGGAAACUGAGGAGACGUUAUGAGAGUUUGCAUAGGAAGCUGGCGAGGGAGCUCUCGGAGGUGAAGUCUACGUUGUCUAACUGCGUUAAGGAGAUGGAGAGAGGGACUAGGUCGAAGAAGGUUCUUGAGAGAUUAUGCGACGAGUUUGCGAAAGGGAUCAAGAGUUACGAAAGGGAGAUUCAUGGUUUGAAGCAGAAGCUGGAUAAGAAUUGGGAAGGUUGGGACGAACAAGAUCAGAUGGUUCUCUGUAUUGCGGAAUCGUGGCUUGACGAGAGGAUACAGAGCGGUGACGGAUCCGUGUUGGAGAAGCUCGAGCUGGAGAUUGAAUCGUUUCUCAAGAGUAGAAAGAGCUUGGAUUCUAAUGAAGCACCGAAGAAUCGCCGGAGUUCGCUUGAGUCGGUUCCGUUUAACGCCACGAGCGCGCCGAUUAAAGAAGUAGACAGUGAGGAGGAAGAAGAUUCUGGAGGAAGCGAUUCGAAUUGCUUUGAGCUCAAGAAACAUGUUGCAAAGCCACUACUCGGCGAUGGAGCUGAGAAAACAGAGUUAGCAAAAGCAGAAGGUGUGAUGUCUGGUGGAAAACAGAGAAGACGGAGUCAAAGCCCGUCGAGUUUACAGGUGAAGUUCGAGGACCAGAUGGCGUGGGCGAUGUCUAGUAACGAGAACAAGAAAUCUAAAGAAACUGAUAAGUGUGCGAAAGAAACGAGCAAUGUGGUUGGAGAAAUGAUUAGAACACAUCGGAGGUUAUCGUCGGAAACUCGGGGAAUCGACGAAGCUUCUUGCAGUUACCUAUCUAGGAGACCAGAGAGCCCGAUUCGUCAUUGGAAUCCGAGAGCUGGUUCUGAGAUUUCAACAGCAAAAGGAGGAGUAAAGGAGAACACUUUGAGAGCUAAACUAAGCGAAGCGAGAACCAAGAGUUCCAGGCCACGGAUUCGGCUAUUCAAGGGCUAAGAUUCUGUGUCGGAAGACUCACUGUGGCCAGAGAGAUGGAACAACCUGAGAAUUGUUGCCGGAAAUAGACACAACUUUGAUACAGUUCCGUUACAUGUGUGGGAUAUGUUCAAGUAAAUGUAAAAUGUUUGAGUCCCUCCAUUACAUGUGCCGAUAUGUUAAAUCUUGUAAAUGUUUGUAACUCCAUGUAUAAUUGUAUAUCUGUGUAAUAUCGAUUUCAUUGUCUCAAUUUUUGAUUUUUGGUAAGAAUGAAAGAAAGGACUUGAGAAUCUG
Messenger RNA from Thlaspi arvense, 2646 nucleotides. Lineage: Eukaryota; Viridiplantae; Streptophyta; Magnoliopsida; Brassicales; Brassicaceae. The record is from the annotation of a GenBank genome assembly.